Molecule: messenger RNA, 1629 nt
Organism: Prunus mume (Japanese apricot)
Lineage: Eukaryota; Viridiplantae; Streptophyta; Magnoliopsida; Rosales; Rosaceae
Product: RING/U-box superfamily protein
Biological process (GO): protein ubiquitination
Cellular component (GO): cytoplasm
Molecular function (GO): ubiquitin protein ligase activity
Source: RefSeq, a predicted model, not a curated record
UCCAUUUAUUAUUUAUUUCAACUUUCCACAUUCUCUCUCUCUCUCUAAAAUCCCUCCCUCCCUCCUUCAGUUUCAGGUCUUCCUCGUUUCGUCCUCCAUAUAAAUCGCUCGCCUAUCCUCUCUGUCGAAACUCUCUUUCUUUCUCAAUCAAAGCGACAUGUCGUCCUCGGGCGGCAACUCCGGCAGUGUUGGUGGCCCGAUCGCUCCUCCUCAGCUUUACUUUUGCCACCAGUGCGAUCGUACGGUUUCCCUCAACCCUCCACCUACCUCCGAUCUCGUUUGCCCUAUUUGCAGUGGUGGUUUCGUCGAAGAGAUGGAAACCCCUAACUCUAACCCUUUCCCCCCCAAUCCCUUCUUCUCCGUCCCCUCCUCCGACGCUCCUCCCUUCGCCUCCAGCGGCUUUCCCCUCCUCUUCUCCGCCCCCGGCCCUGGAAAUUUCUCCGACGAUCUCUCUGCCCUCUUCGGCGGCGCACCCGCACGCUCCUCGCCGUUUCAGGACCCCGACGCCUUCAACCCCUUUGUGUUCCUUCAAAACUAUUUGCAAACCCUAAGAGCGAAUGGUGCCAAUGUCCAGUUCGUGAUCGAUAACAACCCCGGCGCCGGGGGGGACCCGGCAGGUUUUCGCGUCCCCCACAAUCUUAAUCUCGGCGACUACUUCUUCGGCCCGGGCCUCGAGCAAUUGAUCCAGCAGCUCGCGGAGAACGACCCAAACCGGUACGGCACGCCACCCGCUUCGAAAUCCGCGGUGGAGGGCUUGCCGGUUGUGAAAAUCUCAAAGGAGUUGUUGGAUUCCGAUUCGUCCCAGUGCGCUGUGUGUAAGGACUCGUUCGAGCUCGGCGAGGAGGCCAAGCAGAUGCCCUGUAAGCACAUAUACCAUUCGGAUUGCAUUCUGCCUUGGCUGGAAUUGCACAACUCAUGUCCUGUUUGUCGCUACGAGUUGCCCACCGAUGAUACUGAUUACGAGCAGAGGCUUAGCGGGGCCCCCGCCAAUGCCAAUCGAGCUAAUCAAUCUGCGGCAGCUGGUGGGGUCAAUAUUUUUGCCGGAGUUGGUGGUGGGAGUGGGAGUGGGAGUGGGAGUGGGAUUGGGAUUGGGAUUGGUGCGCCAUCUCUAGACAAUCAGAGUCCAACUCCCCGAACGGUGGAGCGGAGAUUUACCAUCUCCUUGCCACGCCUUUUCAGGGUAUUUGGUGGUUCUGCUGAGACUAGUAAUAGUGGGAGUGGAAACAAUGAUGAGUCGAACUCGGGAAAUAGGGGAGGUCAUAACUCUGGAUCGGAGGAGCCUAGGCAUGAAGAUCUUGAUUAAACACAAAUGGUGCAAUGAGCAGCAUGGAUCUGCAACCAUUGUUGAACAAAGAAAGAUCUUAUACAUUAACAGUUAGUGACAGUUGCUUUUUAAAAUAUUUUGCCCUGAUAAUCAUAGGUAAAAUACUAUUGUUAAUGUCGUUGUUGCGAAUUCUUUUAUAGGUUCAUCAUCAUUUUGUGCGAAUUUGAUGUGCAUUAUCAGCGUUGUGUUGUGUCCUGUAAAAAAUUUCCAUUUGGGUACCAUGGUAAUUUUUGGAUGUCGUCUGUAAUACGUGUAUUACAUGGUCUUGUUUCUUCUUCUACUACAAGGGGGCUUAUUUGAGUUGA